Molecule: messenger RNA, 3204 nt
Organism: Penicillium alfredii
Lineage: Eukaryota; Fungi; Ascomycota; Eurotiomycetes; Eurotiales; Aspergillaceae
Exons: 3
Coding region: 1-3204 (1067 amino acids)
Biological process (GO): transmembrane transport
Source: RefSeq, a predicted model, not a curated record
AUGCCCAACCCAGACGGCAUGUGUUACGCGGGGACCCAGGAGCCAUCGAGUGAUUCCGGUCAACGGCCAACAGCUAGGUGUCUACGACGCGGAGGAAUAGGCGUGUCUCAAGGUCGGCGAUGGCGGGAUACGUCCAAACGGCGGUGGUCUCGGCCAUGGAUUUCGUGGAUCGCCGUCGUGUGGAUGAUCUCGUGGAUAUCGCCGGCCGUCGCGGUCCUGUUGGAUUUUGACAAUUGCCUGAGCCAGACCAUCCGUGACUCGAAUCCUUUACAGCUCCAAUUCAUUCCGCUCGACGUGUCUGUCCACUUCGACCUCGCUGAUCCUCUCCAUCCGCUGAAUGUGACUGUUUAUGGGAACGUCUCUGGGACUGCCGAUCGUCGCUCGAACUACCCACCCCCGGAUGAUGCACAGUGGAACAAUCCCAAUCAGACCGUUGGAAAGAUUGUGGACCUGAGCAACUCCAACAACAAGUUUAGCACCCUGCUGACAUCGUUCAAUGUGUUGAAUUUCGCACCUUUUCGCGAUGCUUCCCGGUUUUGUGACACUCUCGCACACGGCGAGUGUCCGAUGGGCCCGGUCUUCAAGUACAAUCUGAGUGACCUCGACACCUUGAAUGCCUUCUCUGUUCAACAUGACAUGAUCUCGACAUACCGCUUUUCGACCAUCUCGCCAACGCUUACGAUCCGAUCCGGUGAUGCCUCAGCAGUAGAUUUGGGCUGUAUUUCGGUACAGAUCACACCCGACCUCGGAAAACCACGGAAAAAUGGGUUGGCCUAUGUGCCGUUGGUCAUCUUGUUGCUAGUGGGAAUUGCCACCAUCUCUGCCGCCAUAUACAGCCCCUGGGGCACUACGGAUUUGUUUCGAUGGACGAGUAACUAUGGCCGCGACGAAGAUGUUCUCCGCCUGGUUACUCCUGGAUUUGCAGAUUGUCUCCAGUACCUACAAUAUGUGGUGUUGACUGGGGCCUUGUCGCUGGACUACCCCGGUUACUAUCAGCCCGCCGUAAGCCAAGGGGCUUGGUCAGCUCUGAUGUUCAAUCAAAGCCUUGUCAGCUCGAGCGAUGGCCAUAACCCGGUCGUUGAUGGUGUCUACACCGUGAAUGGGACGUAUGGUCUGGACCGAUUGAAUCAGCUGGUGGGGAUGGCCACCACUCAAGAUAUUUGGCCGGGCAUGAUGGUGUGGCUUUUGGUCAUCGUGGUCGUCGUCACACUGCUGAUCCAGCUCGGAUUCGCAGGACGCUGGGUCCAUCGAGAAUUGACCAAUAUCCCUGAACAAGAUCUGCGCGCCAAAAACAUUCCCUUUACCGUGGGGAACAUCAUCCGCAUCGUUUUCAAUUACUUGCUCCUUCCAAUCAUCUCCCUUUCUUUCUUCCAGCUCGUCAUUACCGGACGCUCCCCAGCCUACAGCGUUGCCUUGGCGGCGGUGAUGAUCAUCAUCUUGAUCUGCUUUUCGCUCUGGGCAAUCCGCGUCCUUGUGUCUACCCGACCCAGGUCUCAUCUAUUUGACGACCUACCCACAGUGCUCCUGUACGGUCCGCUCUAUAACACGUUUUGUGACGAUGCGGCAGCGUUUGCCAUCGUCCCUAUCUUCUUGACGUUCGCCCGCGGAGUCGCCAUUGGCGCUUUACAGCCUUCGGGGAUUGCGCAGAUUGUAUUGCUCGCCAUAUGCGAAGUCGUCUCAGUGCUCUCAAUCGUGGCUUUCCGACCCUUCCCUGCACCCACCUCGAUGAAUUUAUACCAUUGCUUGUUUUCCUUCGUGCGGUUCCUUACCAUUCUUCUGAGCGUGGUGUUUGUUCCCUCAUUGACAGUCUCAGACGCUGCACGGGGGUGGAUUGGAUAUGUCAUCCUCAUCCUGCACGCGCUGGUUCUCAUAUUCGGGUUUUUCCUGAACGCGCUGCAGACGUUAAUCGAAGUCUUAGCAAGACUCGCAGGUGCUGGUGGGGCCACACGUGGUGGCUUGUCGAAGGUAUUCGGAAUGCGCCAGCUGUCAAGGCGCGAGCCGCAACGUGACCUCACCCGGCAAAGCUUAGGCUCCGAAGCGGCUAUGCUUGUACAUACCGACGGGCGUGUGUCUUCUCAGUUAGACGGCUCACGUCCUCGGAGUCUGUCAGGGAGCUCGGCCCUGCUUCUGAAUCGUGCAACCGCUAGCGAGGGCCGAGCGAGCGGGAUUCUGGAUUACGCCAGUUCACAUGGCGGUGGCUCGCACAGCCGUGCCGCCAGCGGUGGACUGUACACGCCGACCCAAACCAGCUAUCCCGGACCCGCCGAUGUGGAAGAUAACGUGGGAGAUAGCGGGCCAAUGUCCGGUCGGGCAACCCCUGUCCCGGCGUAUCUGCCAGCCCCCAAGGACGACAUGGAAUUGGAUGACUCUCGACAGUCCCAGAAGGAUUAUGCCGUGCGUGAGGUUGACUUCUAUUAUCGUGUCCGUGGCCCGCCUCUCUCGCAUACUGGCACCCGCAAGUUGAAGACCGGCCCCGCCGACCCCACAGGCCCGGUGUCUUCUGCGACUGGAUGGUUUCGGAAUUUCUUCCAAGGCAAGACCAAGGACAAAGGCAAAGGGUUUGAAGUGGUCCGAAGCGCUCGAGCGCCCCCUCCUGGCAUGUAUGCGAGAAGGGGCGACUUCCACGAGCCGUACCAAGAUGACCCCGACGAUGGGAUGGCCGGCGGGCACUCUCGCAAUGUCUCCGCUGGGGAGAUGCCUUUCCAAGACUCCGACGGUGACCAUGAUCCCCGACAAUCUGGCGAGCUGCCCGCGCCGGUCCUACCGCAAGUGAAUUCGGUGGAUAGCAUCGAGCUACCCAGUCGCAUGGGAUCACGGCGUACUCAGACCUCACUGGACGGAGAUGAGGCCACGCAGCCUAUUCCGGCUGUCAUCGAGACCACUUUGCCCCAGACCCAAGGCGGCCAAGAUGUUUCUGACCCGGGACACCUGCGGCCUGAGUCCCCGGCCACUGCACGCUUGCCCUUUAGCGGCAGUAGCUCACCUUCACGAGAACGGGGGCUUUCUGUGGCCUCCACCUCUGGGUCGGCGACCUCGAGCCACAAAACAGGGAAAGAUGGUAGACGCGCCGAACGUCCUUCAAGCAUGGGCUACGUACCACAGCACCGCGCACAUGACCACAUUCAUCAGGCGAGUCCGGACGAACCAUCUUUUGCCGGUAGUGCAGCGGAGCUUGUGGAUGAACCGUUGCACGUCGAGCAAUGA